Messenger RNA from Juglans microcarpa x Juglans regia, 549 nucleotides. Its product is annotated as serine/threonine-protein kinase CTR1-like. NCBI's taxonomy places the organism in Eukaryota, Viridiplantae, Streptophyta, Magnoliopsida, Fagales, Juglandaceae. The transcript is spliced from 6 exons. Bases 1 to 549 code for a protein of 182 amino acids. The record is from RefSeq and is a predicted model, not a curated record.
AUGGAUCUCUUGAAAGGCGCAAAGCCCGCCUUGUUGCCAAGGGAUUUCAUCAGCAAAAAGCUUGACAUACAUAAUGCAUUUCUACAUGGUGAACUGGAGGAGGCCAUCUACAUGAGACAACCCCCGGGCUUUGUCAAUCCUGAUUUUCCCACUCGUGUGUAUUCUACACUUAUUUCUAAUUUUAUUGCUGCACUUGGUACUGCUUUUCCAGUCAAGGAUUUGGGUAAACUUUAUUACUUCUUGGGUAUUGAAGUUUGCCGAAAUCAACAAGGUUGUCCGGAUGAAAAGAAGUCCACGAGAGGUUUUUGUGUCUAUUAUGGUUCACAUCUUGUAUCAUGGGGAUCCAAAAAGUUGUUGGGAGCUGUUGCUUUCCAAAACAGAAGGCCAGCUAUCCCUCAGAAUGUCUCCCCAGUCUUGGCUUCCCUAAUUGAAUUCAGCUGGGCUGAUGAUUCUGUUCAGCGCCCAUCUUUUGCUAGUAUAGUUCAAUCCCUGAAGAAGUUGCUUAAGUCUCCAGUGCAGUUAAUACAGAUGGGUGGGAACGUAACCUAG